AUCGGCAGAGGAAUAGCCGGAAACAAGGGAAUGAUGUGGUACUCUUAAUACAGUAAUUAGCCAAAACAAGUUAAAUUGGAAUUUUGGAUGACAUUCAUAUUCUAGGUGGAGCUGCGUUUACAACACCGAACGCCCACGAACGCACUGAUACCUGUACGGUUGUCUCCUCGUUAUGGUCGCAUUUUCUGCCUCUGUGGAGUGGAGUCAUAUAACAUUGAUUUAUUUUUAACUUGCGUAUUAAGGACACUGGCACUGAAAGUUUCACGGGAAAAAAAUGCAUUCUUCAGAUCGUGGGAGACUGUCCGUGUUUUUUAUAACACUCUGGAUUAUAUUUCUCAGUCAGGGCAAUGGAUGUCGCGGGGAUAUCGCUAAAAAGACUACAACAGCUAAAGCUUCAACGGGCAAACCAGGUGAAGCCGUACAGGCAUACCCAAAUGCGGAGGAGAACCUUCCACUUUUCACUAUUAACUAUCCACGCGUACAGGUUCCGUUAGAAAUCACGCUGUGGGUGCUUUUAGCUUCAUUCGCGAAAAUUGGUUUCCAUGUUUACCACAAAAUAACAGUAUGGAUCCCAGAGUCGUGCCUUUUAAUUGCCAUUGGACUGAUUGUUGGAGGGAUUAUGCACUCUGUUCACGAGGAGCCGCCCGCAGUGUUGAGCUCAAAUGUCUUUUUCCUCUACAUGCUGCCUCCUAUUGUGCUUGACUCUGGCUAUUUUAUGCCCACCCGGCCUUUCUUUCAGAAUGUUGGCACAGUCCUGUGGUUUGCCAUCAUGGGGACUCUGUGGAACUCCAUUGGAAUUGGGCUCUCCCUGUUUGCCAUCUGUCAAAUUGAGGCUCUUGGUCUCAAGGACAUUAAUAUGCAGGAUAACCUGCUUUUUGGCUCCAUAAUUUCAGCAGUGGACCCUGUGGCAGUGCUCACUGUGUUUGAAGACGUCAAUGUAAAUGAGCAGCUUUAUAUUGUGGUCUUUGGAGAGUGCCUGUUCAAUGAUGCUGUCACUGUGGUGUUAUACAACAUGUUCACCUUUGUAGCAGAUAUGCCAGAAGUGGAAUCUGUCGAUGUCUUCCUUGGCAUUGCAAAGUUUUUUAUUGUCGGGGUUGGAGGAAUGCUGUUUGGAUUUCUGUUCGGGUUUACGGCGGCAUUUACGACACGGUUCACAACCAAUGUCCGAUCAAUCGAGCCUCUCUUUGUCUUCAUGUACAGCUACCUUGCCUAUCUGAUAGCAGAGAUGUUGUCAAUUUCCAGCAUCAUGGCCAUUAUAAUGUGUGCCUUGACGAUGAAGUACUACGUGGAGGAGAAUGUGUCCCAGAGGUCCUGCACCACCAUCAGACACGUUAUCAAGAUGUUCGGCACUGUUUCAGAGACCCUCAUCUUCUUCUUCCUCGGAGUUGUAACUAUUACAACUGACCACGAGUUUAACUGGGGCUACAUCUGCUUCACCAUCUUCUUCUGCUUUUUUUGGAGGGGAUUAGGCGUCCUUGUCCUGACCCAGAUUAUCAACCCUUUCCGAACCAUACCUUUCAACUUCAAGGACCAGUUCGGCAUAGCUUAUGGUGGUCUUCGGGGGGCUAUCUGCUUUGCCCUGGUGUUUCUCUUGCCCGAUAGUGUGGCAAGAAAAAAUUUAUUUGUCACCGCAACCAUUGCAGUGAUCAUGUUCACUGUCUUCAUUCAGGGCAUCAGCAUUCGGCCCCUGAUAGAGUACAUGAAUGUCAGGAGGACAAACAGGAAGCUGGAUACCAUUAAUGUGGAGAUUCACAGUCGGCUCAUGGAGCAUACGAUUGUGGGUAUUGAAGACCUUUGUGGACAAUGGAGUCACUACUACUGGAAAGACAAGUUUAAAAAAUUUAAUGACAAAAUCCUUAGGAGAAUUCUCAUUAAAGAAAACAAGGCAGAGUCCAGCAUUGUUGCAUUAUACAAGAAGCUUGAACUACAGAAUGCCAUGGAGCUGCUGGAUACUGCAGGAGACUUAAGUGCUGCUCCCUCUGUGAUAUCUUUAAAUGAGGACAAACCUUCUAAACCAAAGACUUUCUUACCGGACGAGCUGAGGAACAUGCAUGAUAUGUUGACCAAGAAUAUGUACAAAAUCCGACAAAGGACCAUAUCCUAUACCAGCAAGUAUGCUCUGCCAGAUGACAGUAAAACACAAGAAAUCUUGAUUCGCCGUCAUGCCAGCAUGAGGAAAAGUUUGAGAGGAAGAAGCUUACAGAGACCCGUCAUUGCCAAGUCACACAAAUACUUUUCACUCCCUGCUGGCCAGAGUCUUGUGCACAGAAAAACCAGUUUUGCAGCUAGCGAAGUCCUACCCCUGAAGAACUCUUCUGGCAGUCCCAGUGUGCUACCCAGAGCUGCACGACCAGCCAGAGCACCAGACCCUUCAAGGCCCAUGAUGCCACUCAGGAGACUGAACACUGUGAGGGAGGUGCCCAAUUCCAGGAACCGCCAGACCCCACUGUUGCAUAUUGAAGUUGAAGGAGAAGCUCGGAGGGGUCUGGGCUCCAAGAGGCAAUGCUCAAGCGCCAGCGACUCCCGGGUUUCCAUGCCAAGGCGGCACUUCGGUUUUCUCGCUGACGGAGCCUCAGACGACAACAAAAAUAAGGUUGAGGAGGAACUUCAGCCGCCUGUUGGCUGGGCCCCAGAGUCGCGGGAUCCCAGGGACAAAGGAGCUAGCAACCCUCUGCUGCGAAGACCAUGGGAUUCACAAAGGCCCUGAGCAAGCAGUCCCACAGUGGACCUGGGAGCCUCCUCCCCCUCAGUCUGGGAUUAGAGCUACUGUAGUAGGUGCGCUAACGGUUAGCUUGUGAGCCUAGUAUUUUAAACUUUUAAAAAUUUCAUUCUGGUAAGUAAUUGCUACUUUUUUGAAAGACUCAGUUAAACUGAAUGUAUUAGAAUCUUCCACUGUAAGAAUCAUACAUGUACUGUGUGUGUGUGUAUAUAUAUAUGCUAUAUAAGAAUAAUAAUAUGAGUGCUCUUCUUCAAUAUAUGCAAUAUUCAGUAUAAUGUUGUAUGUGACUUUAUGAUAAGAUGAGCACUAUGCUUACUCCACAUCAAAAGUAAAAAAACCUCUGUGCACUCUUAUUCAAAGAAUCAUACAUGUCUCUAGAAGGAUCAGUAAGACAGAAGAAAAGAUCAUAUACUGUACUGUUUGAGUGAAUAAUCCUUAAAUGAAAUGGUCAUUCUUAAAAGAAACCUACCACUUAUUUAAAUUUGUCAUCUGUCCCUUUUCCCAUUUAUUGUAUUUGAGUGUCUACAAUCAUUCUUUAUGAUACAGGUCAGCAAUUUUUUUUACCUUAAAGUAUAUUUGAGCGUUUUGAAGUUCUGAAUGAUCCUGAAGUUGCUCCCUUUUAAACAUGUGUACCUUAAAAUCCAGUCAUGUUCAUGCAAGGCCAUAUCAGUUUAUCAUUGUUAUUAUUAUCGUUGUAUGGAAACUGUAUUUUGUGGACUCUAAUGUUCUACUUAGAAAAGUCCAUAAUUAAAAUCUUAUUUACAUUACUAUAUCUAAUGCGCAUUUCCCAUUUAGUAGAAAAUAUCAAUCAAAUUGUCUAAGCCCCGCUAUAGUGGACUAGAGCCUCUGCAUUUCCACUUUACAUCUGUGAUAAAACCUACAUGUCCUUAUAAUUGCUUGAUGUUGCAGAAAUAAAAACUAAACCAACAUUACAAUUAGUGACUUCCACCCUAUCCAAAUUGCAAAAUAGUGAAAAAUAUCAAUGUAACUUGCAUGACAGCAAUUUUUGUCACUUCGGGACAACUUGGUCAUUUUUUUUUAAUUCCCUUCAAGAUUUUAUUGUUUAGCAUAACAAUUCAUAUGCAGGGCACCUCUCCCUACUCUGCACUCCUUCAUGAAACUUGGUUAGGUCUGGAAAACAUUGACUUAUUUUCAAACUAUGUAAUACACACAUUUCUGUUAGAAUUUUGUUAGACUUAAAGAAUCAUACAUAACCAAUGAACAGGAAAAGCAUGUGUACUGUACUACACCCUUUUAAACAAGUCCUGUAGCUGAUAAGGCAUCUGGGAAAACCUUGCACUUACAGUACCACAAGGUGAUAAGCUAACUACUUCACUCCUUGUGCUCUUGAUUAAAGAAAUGCAGAAACUACUGAUUGCACAUGGACAAUUCCAGCACAGUACUUUCUUUGUGCUUUCCACAACAGGACUGCAGUGUAGCUUUGGUGCCUUCUUAGUGGAAAUUGGUGCUGUGUUUCCAAAACAACAUAAAUAUCUGGAGUUGACAACCACGUUAAAAUUAAUUGAGCUACUUAGUAGAAAUGAACAUUUUUACCAGUAAAAAGUAUAAUUUUAAUGCCAAUGAAUAAAGGUUCUUCAGUAACUGUUCAUCUAGUGACUAAUGUUGGAAGGUGCUACUUAGAAUGCUAUAUUACCAUUCUAAGUGAAUAUAUGAAGAAAGCAAUAAGUUAUUUUUAUCCAUUCAUGCUAAGCACAGGUUUAACUUGAAAGGUGAGUAGAAGUGAUUCAUUGCUGCACAGUUCUGAAUGCAAGGAAGUUUCAGAGAGAUUGUAUUAACUUCACUGGCAUUCUUAAAAAGGGAUGUAUAUGUAUGGAAUCUAGAUUAAACUGUUUUUUUACUAAGUGGACACCAUGGAUAUUUCUGAAAUGUCUGUAUGUUGUGAAAAAAAGUGUUUCAUGGGAAUUGUUUUUUUUUUAGUUUAUGAAACGUGAAGGGACAGGGGUAUCAGAAUUGUGCUUAAGGAAGGUGUCAGUAAAGUUGUCCCUUAACUUAACUUUCCUACAUCUUUUUGCAGUAUGUUGAUACAACACACCAUUUCCUGGUCUCUACUGAAGGUGAUAAAUUUGCUUGCUGUCACAAUGGUUUACUAUAUAUAUGGUAUAUUGUAGAUUAAGCUAAAGUUAAAGAAUCCUACAGAGCAGUCUUCUGUUUAAGAAGGAAGACUUCCCCUGUAUACUGUAUCACAGUAUUUAUGCUAUAAAUUUGGAAACACUUCACAUAAACAAACUAUUUUAGUUGUUUUAAAAAUAAAAAAAGUUCUACUUUGAAAUGAAUGGUGUAAUGAAGCAUAAUGUGAU
Lepisosteus oculatus (spotted gar) is the source of this 5037-nucleotide messenger RNA. RefSeq names its product solute carrier family 9 member 2 (gene slc9a2). Gene Ontology annotation, molecular function: sodium:proton antiporter activity; potassium:proton antiporter activity. Lineage: Eukaryota; Metazoa; Chordata; Actinopteri; Semionotiformes; Lepisosteidae. Gene Ontology annotation, biological process: regulation of intracellular pH; potassium ion transmembrane transport; sodium ion import across plasma membrane. Gene Ontology annotation, cellular component: plasma membrane. The record is from RefSeq and is a predicted model, not a curated record.